This is a messenger RNA of Microdochium trichocladiopsis, 2705 nucleotides long. RefSeq names its product oligosaccharyl transferase subunit. Gene Ontology annotation, biological process: post-translational protein modification. The transcript is spliced from 5 exons. Lineage: Eukaryota; Fungi; Ascomycota; Sordariomycetes; Xylariales; Microdochiaceae. Gene Ontology annotation, cellular component: membrane. The record is from RefSeq and is a predicted model, not a curated record. The coding region runs from base 214 to 2475 and encodes 753 amino acids. Gene Ontology annotation, molecular function: dolichyl-diphosphooligosaccharide-protein glycotransferase activity.
UCAAGACAUCGAGUCUGAUUGAGAGACGACCUUCUCAACACCACUGCAGCACCGACAACGGCAUUCGACAACGACCGCCGUCUUCUGCAACAACAAUCGGGCAGCCGUUGAUUCGUCGUUCCCGCGCCAAUAGAUGUGGUCGGCUACUUGCUGCCGCCCCAUCCUCCCCGUCGCUUAAGCCUCUGCCUCCGUCCACGCCUACCUCGCGCAGCCAUGGCGGUCGCAACGAGCGCCAGCCCCCUCCAGAGCCUCGCUGCCUUUGGCGGCAAGGAGAGCACCAAGACGGUCCUGCGAGUCAUAAUCUUGGCCCUGAUCGCUGGUGCUGCCAUUGCCAGUCGUCUCUUCUCCGUCAUUCGUUUCGAAAGUAUCAUCCACGAAUUCGAUCCGUGGUUCAACUUUCGCGCGACCAAAUACCUUGUCGCAAACGGCUUCACGUCGUUCUGGGACUGGUUCGAUGACCGGACAUGGCAUCCUCUGGGUCGUGUCACCGGCGGUACUCUGUACCCCGGCUUGAUGGUGACGAGCGGAGCCAUUUACCACCUCCUACGGUUCCUGACAGUCCCGGUUGACAUCAGAAACAUCUGUGUUCUCCUGGCCCCGGCCUUUUCCGGACUCACCGCAAUCGCAACCUACCUCCUCACAAACGAGAUGACGACGUCUCCUUCAGCUGGCCUGUUGGCUGCCGUCUUCAUGGGCAUUGCUCCCGGCUACAUCUCACGUUCCGUGGCGGGCUCUUACGAUAACGAGGCCAUCUCGAUUUUCCUGCUCGUAUACACAUUCUACCUCUGGAUCAAAGCACUCAAGCUUGGUUCCAUGCUUUGGGGAGGACUUUGUGCUCUAUUUUACGGUUACAUGGUGGCCUCGUGGGGUGGUUACGCCUUCAUCACCUGUCUGCUCCCAUUGCACGCAUUCGUUCUGGUAUGCAUGGGCCGUUUCAGCAUGCGCCUCUAUGUCGCCUACACCACUUGGUAUGCCCUCGGCACGUUGGCCAGCAUGCAGAUUCCUUUUGUGGGCUUCCUCCCCGUUCGCACUAGCGAACACAUGCCUGCACUCGGUAUUUUCGGCUUCCUUCAAUUGAUUGGCUUCCUCGAGUACGUCCGUGGUGCCGUCCCGAGCCGGCAAUUUCAGACCUUCAUGGUCGCAGGGCUUGGCCUCGUCUUUGGCGUUGCUCUUCUGGGUCUCUUCGGUCUCACCUGGGCCGGCUACAUCGCCCCAUGGUCUGGACGAUUCUACUCCUUGUGGGAUACCGGCUAUGCUAAGAUCCACAUUCCCAUUAUCGCAUCGGUAUCAGAGCACCAGCCGACAGCAUGGCCGGCCUUCUUUUUCGAUUUGAACAUGCUUAUCUGGCUGUUCCCAGCUGGUGUGUAUCUUUGCUUCCAGAAGCUCGAGGACCAGCACGUCUUUGUCAUCGUCUACGCCGUUUUCGGAAGCUACUUCGCCGGCGUGAUGGUGCGACUGAUGCUCACGCUCACCCCCAUCGUCUGUGUGGCGGCUGCCAUUGCCAUGUCCCAGCUUCUCGAUACUUAUCUGAUCGCCUCUUCCCCGGAGGUCGAAGAGUCCACCGAGGACGAGACUGACAGCAGCUCCAAGAAGGCUGGCAAGCAAGGAGGUCUGCGCUCCACCUCGGAUCCUUGGGUCGGAAUCUACAACCUCAUCUCCAAGUUGACUCUGGCUGGAUGCAUGACCCUGUUCCUUCUCCUCUUCGUCCAGCACUGCACCUGGGUCACAUCAAACGCGUACUCUUCUCCAUCCGUGGUUCUUGCUAGUAGAUUGCCCGAUGGCAGUCAGCACAUUAUUGAUGAUUACCGCGAGGCGUAUCAGUGGCUCCGGCAAAACACCAAGGAGGACGCCAAGAUCAUGUCGUGGUGGGAUUAUGGUUACCAGAUUGGUGGCAUGGCUGAUAGGCCCACUCUCGUUGACAACAACACGUGGAACAAUACCCACAUUGCCACUGUUGGCAAAGCCAUGAGCUCUCGAGAGGAGGUCAGCUAUGAAAUCAUGCGCCAGCACGAGGUUGAUUACGUUCUUGUGGUCUUUGGCGGACUUCUCGGCUACUCCGGCGAUGACAUUAACAAGUUCUUGUGGAUGGUCAGGAUUGCUGAAGGCAUUUGGCCCGAUGAGGUCAAGGAGCGUGACUUCUUCACGGCGAGAGGCGAGUACAAGGUCGAUCACGAUGCGACCGAGACGAUGAAGAACAGUUUGAUGUACAAACUGUCCUACUACAACUACGCAUCGAUGUUCCCGCCUGGACAGGCCACAGAUCGUGUUCGCGGCGUCAGGUUGCCCGAGCAGGGUCCUACCCUGACACACCUCGAGGAGGCAUACACGAGCGAGAACUGGAUCAUCCGCAUCUACAAGGUGAAGGACCUGGACAACCUCGGCCGCGACCACGCCGCUGCCGUUUCUUUUGACAAGGGCAACAAGAAGAAGAAGGCCGCCAAAAAGCGGGGCCCUAGAGUCCUUAGAGUGGAUUGAAGGAGUCGGGGGAAAGUCAUGAUGCCUUGACGUUGUUCCACCGGUCAGUUGUGCGCAACAGGCAGUGACCAUGGAUCGACCGAGUCUUUUGAGAAAGUCGGGCCUGGUCAUGUUGACCGCACGAAGUGUUAGGCACGAAAGAGCAAGGCGCGUACGAGACGCGCUAGAAACAUGUACAGCAAUCCUCAAAAUAUCAAGUAGCAUACAAAGUAAAGCUGUUUUACACGGAU